UCAGCACUUGUUGUGGCUGUCCUGCGUUUCAUUCAGCUGAAGCCGAAGGUGCUAAACCCUUGGCUGAACAUCAGUGGCCUGGUGGCAUUAUGCUUGGCCUCUUUUGGGAUGACCCUACUUGGCAACUUUCAGCUUUCAAACGAUGAGGAGAUCCACAAUGUGGGCACAUCGCUGACCUUUGGCUUUGGGACCUUAGCAUGCUGGAUCCAGUCUGCUCUCACCCUCAAGAUCAACCUGAAGAAUGAGGGACGGAAAGUCGGGAUUCCACGAGUCGCCUUGUCAGCCAGCAUCACCCUCUGCGUGGUGCUCUAUUUCAUCCUCAUGGCGCAGGGCAUUCACAUGCAUGCUUCCAGGAUCCAGUGGGGCCUGGUCAUGUGCUUCCUGUGCUACUACGGCACCUUUGCAGUGGAGUUCAGGCACUACAGAUUUGAGAUCGUUUGCUCUGAGCACCAGGAAAACUUUCUGAGCUUUUCCGAAAGCUUAUCGGAAGCCUCUGAGUACCAGACAGAUCAGGUGUAG
Leptosomus discolor (cuckoo roller) is the source of this 519-nucleotide messenger RNA. The record is from RefSeq and is a predicted model, not a curated record. NCBI's taxonomy places the organism in Eukaryota, Metazoa, Chordata, Aves, Leptosomiformes, Leptosomidae.